AAUGGUUUUGGAUGCCCAAAAACUGAUUGCUGGUGGACACGAUGUCUACAUCGAAACUAUCGACGACUAUGGCACACUUAUUUUCCACACUACCAGUCUCUUCAACACCUUUAUCGCAACCCAAAGAACCGACUGGUUGGAAAGAACGAUGGAUAUUACCUUCACGAACGGAACUGUGACCAUGUUCAACUUUGCUAUCGGUAUCACCGAUACGAAUAACCACAACCCCACGUUUGCAAGAAAUACGUUCCCCUACAAGCAGACCGAUGACGGGUGUUUCCUCGUAAUUGACACAACAAUAUCCGUCACGGAUGACGAUAUUGGAGAAAACUGUGUGCAAGAUGUCGCAAUAACGAGUUCCCUUCCUAUUGCAGUGGACAAAACGCCAAUCUGGGAAUUUGGCUUUAUGGGAUUCCGUCUAUCAUUGCGAAUUCCGAACAGUGUUCCGAAGCAGAAUUUGUACAAUCAUCAAAUACGACUAACUGCGUAUGACUCGAAUAGUUCCAGCUCGGUUUUAGUCACGCUGCAACCUUACUAA
Folsomia candida is the source of this 538-nucleotide messenger RNA. RefSeq lists its product as uncharacterized. The coding region runs from base 2 to 538 and encodes 178 amino acids. The transcript has 3 exons. The record is from RefSeq and is a predicted model, not a curated record. Lineage: Eukaryota; Metazoa; Arthropoda; Collembola; Entomobryomorpha; Isotomidae.